CAAGGAUUGGUCCUCUCUCACUCUAAUAAAUUGCCCUUUUCUAAUUAUUUUUUUAAUCUCUCGAGUGUCCCUGUCCUUCUCUACUUUCCCUAGAAUAAUUAUAGCUAACAAGCUUUUUAUUGUUUGUUGCUUUUGUUGUUCUUGCAAGAGCAAGACAUCCAUCAUCUUCAAUCCUUCUAUUAAAAAGUCCUUUUUAAUAGAGAGAAGAAGAAAAAAGUGAAAACAACAAAUAUCCAACCCGUCAUUAUUGCUUUGCAGCUUCAAGGAUGCUUCAAACCAUCUGCAUUCUCUUAAUUUGCCUCUCUACUUCUUCCCUUCUCUUUAUUAGAGCUACUUCCUUCAAUCUCUCCCUUCCCCACCAACACCCUGAUCCUGAAGCUGUUGCACAUGAUGUUCAAAGGAGAGUCGAUGCAUCUAUAUCAAUACGGCAACUUUUGCCGACCCAAGAAAAGGACAAAUGCCAAACUGGAAACCCAAUCGACGACUGCUGGCGUUGCGAUGCCAAUUGGGCCAACAACCGCCAACGCUUAGCCGACUGCGUCAUAGGCUUCGGCCAGGGUGCAUUAGGCGGCAGAGGAGGCCAGAUCUACAUAGUCACCGACUCCUCGGACCGUGACCCCACCAACCCAACUCCGGGAACCCUCCGUUACGGCGUCAUCCAAGACGAACCCCUCUGGAUUAUCUUCUUCACUAGCAUGACCAUCAAGCUCAAACACGAACUCAUAUUCAAUAGCUACAAAACCAUCGACGGCCGUGGAGCUAACGUCCACAUUACUGGCAAUGGGUGCAUAACACUCCAGUACGUGUCCCACAUUAUUAUCCACAACAUCCACGUCCACAAUUGCAAGCCCUCGGGCAACACUAACAUAGCAUCAUCACCAACGCACGUUGGAUAUAGAGGAAGAUCGGACGGUGAUGGAAUCUCCAUCUUUGGGUCCCAGAAAAUAUGGAUUGAUCACUGCACUCUAUCGUAUUGUACAGAUGGUUUGAUUGAUGCUAUAAUGGGGUCCACUGGAAUCACAAUAUCAAACAACUAUUUUUCUCAUCAUGAUGAGGUGAUGCUGUUAGGGCACGAUGAUAAAUACGUUUUGGACUCCGGAAUGCAGGUGACUAUAGCUUUUAACCGAUUCGGUGAGGCGCUGGUGCAGCGUAUGCCUCGGUGUAGACGCGGGUAUAUACACGUGGUAAACAAUGAUUUCACGUACUGGGAGAUGUAUGCAAUCGGCGGUAGCGGUAACCCUACCAUUAAUAGUCAGGGUAAUCGGUACAUUGCACCGGCUGAUCCUAAUGCCAAAGAGGUGACAAAGCGCGUGGACACGGAGGAAGGCGAGUGGACAGAUUGGAAUUGGAGAACAGAUGGGGACAUAAUGGUAAAUGGAGCAUUCUUUGUCCCAUCAGGGGCUGGGUUGAGCGCCCAGUAUGCAAAAGCGUCUAGCGUGGAGCCCAAAUCUGCUGGGUUAAUCAACCAACUCACCAUGAACGCUGGUGUCUUUGGUGAUCCCAGGGACAAUAAUGGGGGCAUGUCAAAUUCAGGCAACGGCUACGGGACCAGCACCAGCACGGGUAGUGCUGGGUCCGGCGGUGAUGGAGACUACUUCGGAAUGAUAUUCGGUAGCGGCGCUCCACCACCCACUUCUACUAGCACAAUCUUUUUGUCUCUUGUAAUUAUUUUAAUAUUGUACACUUGUAUGGUAGCCAACCAUGGUGCCAUAUUAUCAUUUCCAUUAUCAUGAUUAUUAUAAUGAUUAUAGUAGUUGAUAUUGAAAGGGAAAGCAUCCGUCAAGAUGGCCUGGAAAAAGAAGGCAAGUUGAUUUGGUCCCAUUGCUUAGCCAAUAUUGCAAUUGUAUAGCAUGAAUUUUUUUUUUUAGUCCAUUUUGUACUGGGCUUUUAGUGGGCUUUUCAGAUUUUAAAUAAUUUUCAAGCUCACAAUAAGUAAAGUGAUUUUUUUAAAUGUAA
Molecule: messenger RNA, 1956 nt
Organism: Hevea brasiliensis (rubber tree)
Lineage: Eukaryota; Viridiplantae; Streptophyta; Magnoliopsida; Malpighiales; Euphorbiaceae
Product: probable pectate lyase 13
Exons: 5
Coding region: 267-1733 (488 amino acids)
Molecular function (GO): pectate lyase activity
Source: RefSeq, a predicted model, not a curated record